AUGCGUUCCACUAUUCGCAUCUUCUUCUACCUUUUCACCUUGUUGAACAUCGCGGUGGUCGUUCAAUCAGCAACGGCUAACAGCACCGACCUAGGGAAGUCUUCCUCCAGAAAACCGAAAUGCAGUAAGCUUCUGCGUCGAAAGGAGUGGAGGACUCUCAGCGACGCCGAGAAGAAGAACUACAUCGAUGCUGUCAAGUGCUUGCAGUCCCGUCCCGCUGUGAACCCCGCGUAUCCGGAAGCUCAGACCCGCUAUGAGGAAUUCCAAGCAUACCAUAUGUUUAUCGCAGAUUACAUACAUGCUGUGGGACAUUUCCUUCCGUGGCACAGGAAAUACGUGCAGCUUUACGACCGGGCAAUGCGCGAGGAUUGCGGAUAUAAGGGUGCUACUCCGUAUUGGGACUGGACUCAGGAUGCUGACGACGCAGCCGGGCUAAGCACUUCGCCGGUUUGGGAUCCCGUUACCGGGUUUGGCGGUAAUGGAGUUCCAGGCACCUAUACCCUCCCGACGGGCCCUGACGUGAAUUUCACCGCGAUGAGGAUCUUCCCCGCCUCCUUCAUUGGAUGCGUCCAAGACGGACCUUUCGCCAACCACACCGUCCGCCUUGGCCCCGGCACCCUGAAGACGAACCACUGCCUCGUCCGCGGCAUAAAUGAAGCCCAGAACGUCCGCCUCAACUCCAAGGCGGUCGCUUGGACGCUGAGCCACCAGACCUUCGAGGACUUCCGGAUCCAGCUCGAAGGCCAGCCAUUCUUGACCGAGUUCAGGGUGCAUGACGGCGGGCACAACAUGAUUGGUGGAGACAUGAGCAACUUCUACUCGAGUCCAGGAGAGCCGCUCUUCUACCUCCACCACGGCAACCUGGAUCGCAUUUGGUGGCAGUGGCAACAAAUGUUGCCUUCGAGGCUCUAUGAGGUCUCUGGGCGCUCGACCACCACGCCUCCAUUCCGUAACAUUACGCUCGACUACAUCCUCCAGAUGGGGGAGUCCCUCGGGCCGUCGGUGCCGAUCCGCGACGUCAUGGACAUUCAUAGUCCUCCAAAUUGCUACACUUAUGUGUGA
Messenger RNA from Cyclocybe aegerita, 1062 nucleotides. Lineage: Eukaryota; Fungi; Basidiomycota; Agaricomycetes; Agaricales; Hemipholiotaceae. The record is from the annotation of a GenBank genome assembly.